Molecule: messenger RNA, 858 nt
Organism: Tuber aestivum (summer truffle)
Lineage: Eukaryota; Fungi; Ascomycota; Pezizomycetes; Pezizales; Tuberaceae
Source: the annotation of a GenBank genome assembly
AGUACAGCAAAGGUUCAAGAAUCAACUCGAGUCGCUGCUAAGCCUCCACCUCCGAAAUCCUUAACGACCGCAAUGGCAAGUUCUUUGGAACUACAGCUAAUCCCCCAAAUAAACAUCGCUAAUCGCAAAUCUAGGCACGAGAAAACCCCUCAAAGCGCGUUUCGCUGCGUAAUAAGGCUUCCGUCUCCCGCCCCCUCCCCUCCAUGCGCCCCACGAUCCCGCUCCAAGUCAAAAAGAAAACCAGGCAGAGCAUGAAACACUCACUAUUUAUCAAUAAAAUCGAAAAGUCCUCUGCUCCAUCUGCUCGGUCUCGCCGACGAAAGGCGAAAGCUGCGCAAAACUCCCUCAUCACUGGGCUCGAGUCUCUCGCUGAUGCGCUUCCCUCUGGAGCCCUCGAUGGGUCGAUAAAUUUUACACCGGCCAGUAGUAAAGCGACGGGCAAAGGCAGAGAGGAGGGGGUUGGGAGAAAGAGUAUGAAGUCCCGACCUGGCGCUAUGAAAAGGAAGGAGGGGGUUGUGAAGAGUGAGUGUGAGCGGUUUGGGAAGAAUCUUGCCAUCAUGCAGACCGGAGCUAUCGCUGGGGCUACAGAAAGAGGAGGAGGGACAUGGGCUGCCUUGAGAGGGUUUAUUGAGGGGACCAUGGAGAAGAAGGAGGAGUUUGUUAAGACAGACUAAGAUGGAAAUUGGGAAUGAGCCUCUUGGAGCUAUAUAGUCAUUCCAUUUGGUACUAAAAGUUUGGUAGUAGUAGUUAUUUGUUUCGGGGGUUGCGAAUAAUGGAAACACAAUAGAAGUCUGCGGUAGUCUCUGCCACUCUAUGCGGCGCGGUGGCCGGUGCCCAGAAAGGUCAUAUAAAUAUCCC